This is a messenger RNA of Dovyalis caffra, 213 nucleotides long. Lineage: Eukaryota; Viridiplantae; Streptophyta; Magnoliopsida; Malpighiales; Salicaceae. The record is from the annotation of a GenBank genome assembly.
AUGUAUUGUUGUUCGUGCUAUGGAGCUCUUACAAGACUUCCAAAAGGAGAACGCUGCAGUAAAUCAGGACAGGCUUUCUCAGAGGAAUCAGAACAAGUCAUGGCAGCUGCAUCAAAACGGAUUGCUUCCCAACUGGAAGUUAAGGUUGCGGAAGCUCGUGCCCUUCUUUAUGGUUAUCUUUCGCAAGGGACAUCGAGUUACAAGCUGUGGUAA